AAUUCAGCCCAAUAAUCGAACUUAGGCCCAAUAUAAAAGCGUUACUCAACAGUUGAGAGAGAGAGAGAGAGAGAGAUGAGGGGUGUUGGGGGUCCGUUAUUGUGCAUCAGCGAUCUGCUAAGCGACGUCGGCGACGACAACAACUCCGGCGGCAUCCACGAUCACGCCGCGCCGCCCGAGGUGGCCGACGUUUCUAAACUCUCGGCGUCUGAAAUUCCCAAGCUAUUCCAGGAAAACUUCAAUGAACUGAAAGGGGCACUCGAGGGUGCUGAUCACUCUUGGACUGCUCUAACACUCAAGUUGUGUGCUGCGCUGGAAACUGCAAACAAGUUGGUUGACUCUACCGAUUCUCACGUUGCCUCCUUGUCUGAUAAGGUUGAGGAACUGGAACGAAUUGUCAGUCGAAGAGAUUCUUCCAUAAUGGAAGCCAAAGCCAUCCAAGAUUUAUACUAGAUUAUGAGAAGUGACUUUAAUUAUCCCGUUGGAGUGUCAUCUGAGGCCAAGGGUAAGGAUUUAGCUUUUGUGUAAAGUAUGUAUUAGUUGCUAUUACUGCCUCUCACAACUAUGAUCAUGAUGAAAUCAAAGUGCUCUUCAUAUAAACACAUCCAAUUAAUUAUAUCUCUUGGUUUUGAGCAGAUUUGUGAUGUCACAGAUGGUGGUGUGUGUAAUAUGCUUGUAUGUUCAUUUGGUACAAUUCUUGUGAUAUGUUCGAGAACAUGACUGAUUGGUACAAGACAUUGUCACCUUGCCCAAGAGGUUUAUAUUGUUUAAA
Messenger RNA from Salvia miltiorrhiza (redroot sage), 772 nucleotides. RefSeq lists its product as uncharacterized. The transcript has 3 exons. The coding region runs from base 76 to 453 and encodes 125 amino acids. NCBI's taxonomy places the organism in Eukaryota, Viridiplantae, Streptophyta, Magnoliopsida, Lamiales, Lamiaceae. The record is from RefSeq and is a predicted model, not a curated record.